AUGUUAAUAAAACAUUUAAUGCGUCUCAUAUUAUUUAAUCUCUUGAAAUCGAAAUUAUCAUAUCUUAUGAUAUUUCAUUGUUGGAGUCAAGAAACAUUAUUUUUGGGAAAUGAUUUUUAUAAUUUAUCAUCGUCGCCAAACAUUUAUGGGCAAUUUGUGGAUAUAAGGACCGAUGAAAAUUUGCAUAAUAUCGCUAAUCGGUAUUUCUUGUUUAAAAGACCAAAAGUCGGUGUGUUUCUAGAUUUCAAUUGUGAUAACUCGAAGCGACUCAUUAAGAGGGUUAGUCAUCUAAAUUUAUUCAAUCAUUAUCAUCACUGGCUGAUAUACGAUGACAGCAAUGAAUUAAUGGCAUUUCAAAAUACUUUUCAACAUCUCAACCUCUCGGUGGACACAGAUGUAAAUUAUGUGAUAAAGAACAUUACGACAACGUUCGUAGAGCCCUCGUCUACAUCUUUCAUAGUCUAUGAUGUGUAUAAUAACGGCUUUCAGAUUGGUGGCAGCCUAAAUAUUACAGUUGACUAUGAAGUUGAAUGCAAUAGUUUGGUCUGUUUGAAGUGCAAAUACCUUAGCAAUUUGCAUAUGCGAUCAUUAUAUGGUAAUCGGGAAAGAUUGCCCGAUGCAAUGAUGCGAGUAGCUGUAGUAGUUACCCGUUUCGAUCUAAAGGCACCGCCUUCUGAAAUUAAUGCUUUCCUUUCAAGUCAAAGGGAUUUUUAUAUUGAUCCUUUAGUACGUUUCGGUUUUCAAGUGUUACUACUAUUGCAAGAUUCAUUGUACACCAAAUUUUCAUUGCAGUAUUUUGAUAAAUGGACUGAUGCAGAAUACACUGGCGGGGCAAUAGGCGCUUUAGUGAAUCAUACGGUCGAUUUGGUUUCAGCGCCAUUUGUAAUGACGCCAUUGCGUUUUCAAUUUAUAACACCGAUAGCUCCUACCGGCGACUUUAGAUCGGUGUGCAUGUUUCGUACACCGCGAAAUUCUGGCAUAAAAGGUGGUGUUUUCGUGGAGCCGUUUAGCACCAAAGUAUGGAUAUACUUUGGCGUUAUAUUAGCUUUGGCUGCUCUUCUUCUAUGGUUCACAUUUUUGGUUGAAUAUUAUAAAAUGGGAAAACAUUCAACUUUUAUACCAUCGUUUCUUACAACUUGUCUUAUAUCUAUUGGAUCAGCUUGCGCCCAGAGCAGUUAUCUAUUGCCCGGUUCAAUUGGUGGACGUUUUGUUUUCAUAACUUUAAUGUUGAUCAGUUUUAUAAUGCUAAACUAUUAUACUUCUGUGGUGGUAUCGAUACUAUUGGGCUCGCCGGUCAAAUCGAAUAUAAAAACCAUGAGCGAUUUGGCCGACUCUAACUUAGAUGUGGGCUUAGAGCCGCUGCCUUUUACUUACUCUUAUUUAAAUUCCUCAACUCUACCUGAAGUGAAGCGUUUUGUUAAACGUAAAGUUGUUCCAAAAAUUCAUACCAACAAUCUUUGGUUCUCCGCUCAGGAGGGCAUCAUGAGAAUGCGCAAUAGGCCGGGAUUUGUUUUCGUAUUUGAAGUUUCCACCGGCUACAAUUUAAUAGAGAGAACAUAUGAAGCCUCCGAGAUAUGUGAUCUGAACGAAGUUCUCUUUCGACCGGAUACACAGUUAGUCACACAUUUACAUCGUAACUCCAGUUACAGGGAAAUUGUUCGUUUAAAAAUUCUUCGCAUUAUUGAAACUGGCGUGCAUGCUAAGCAUCGUCGUCAGUGGGUUCGUACCCACUUAGAUUGCUUAACAAAUAAUUUGAUUGUUCAUGUCGGCCUAGAAUACACAGCUUCGUUGUUUAUUAUGUUGCUUGUCGGUUAUACUUUGGUUCUAUUAAUUUUCAUCACGGAAUUAUUAUGGAAUCGUUAUAACAUAAAAAUUACAAAUCUAUUUGUGAGGAAUUGA
This is a messenger RNA of Glossina fuscipes, 1899 nucleotides long. Its product is annotated as ionotropic receptor 75a-like. Gene Ontology annotation, cellular component: membrane. The coding region runs from base 1 to 1899 and encodes 632 amino acids. The transcript is spliced from 8 exons. The record is from RefSeq and is a predicted model, not a curated record. Gene Ontology annotation, molecular function: ligand-gated monoatomic ion channel activity. Lineage: Eukaryota; Metazoa; Arthropoda; Insecta; Diptera; Glossinidae.